CGCUAGAAAUAUUUGUUUAGGAAUGGCUGGUGGCGGAGAUAUUGAAAUUGACUAUGACGGCGAAGACAGUAAAGACACCUUUAGGGUGAAAGUAAUAUGUUUAGGCGACAGUGCCGUGGGAAAAUCAAAGUUGGUUGAGAGAUUUUUGUUGGACAAGUAUAAACCGCAUCAGCUCUCAACAUACGCACUGACGCUGUUUCGUUAUGAAACGAACGUAAACGAAGAGUCUGUUACAGUAGACUUCUGGGACACCGCUGGUCAAGAAAUGUUUCAGUCGUUACAUCCAUCAUACUACCAUCAAGCACAUGCGUGUAUUAUGGUAUUUGAUGCAACAAGAAAAAUAACGUACAAAAAUCUUGGUAAAUGGUAUGAGGAAUUACGCUACUACCGGCCACAAAUACCUGUACUUUGUGCAGCAAAUAAGAUCGACGCCAAUAUGGAAGUUACCCAGCGGUCGUUUGCUUUCUCUCAGAAAAAUAACUUGCCAUUGUACUAUGUGUCUGCUUCAGAUGGGACCAAUGUAGUGAAGCUUUUCCGUGAUGCCAUACAUGGAGCUGUGCAGUACAAGAAGAACCCAACAGACAUCUCUGAUCAAAUACUGGAAGAGCUUGAAAGGCUGUGAAUGUAAUACUGUAAGGAAUCGUUUGUUGUACUGCUGCUGAACUAAAUUUGGGCCAUAUUAAAGUUGCAUCAGGGUAAUUAAAUUUUAUUCUUCAAUUGUGCACCCCCACAGUUCAGCAGACAUUCAGUUCAUAAUACAGAUAGAAUGCAGUUCUUUGCUCUAUUUACAAGUAAUGUUGGCAUGUUGUGGUUCCCAUCUCUAAGGAGAGACCAGUGUACUUAGGGCUACCUUUUAUGACAUAUUAGAAAAAAGUAAAUUGCUGAAGUUUUGAGUGUUGAAAAUAUACCUUAAUAUACAAUGGAAGCACUACCAAUAUUAAUUUCAAACGUUCUUCAUAGCUUAUAUGGUACUGCAUUGUUGACUCCUACAGUUUUUCAUGUGACCCUAGUUUCAGAGUGGUUUUUUACUAGAUGCCACACUAACAUGCAAUUUUUAUUCAGUUAUGGCAAUUCACUUAAAUAAAAGGGUUAUGAAAUGCCUGCAUAUUUCUGCAUAGAAAGGGAAAGAAAAUGUAACACACUUCUUGAACACCUACAUGAAACUGGUGUAUUUAAAAAGAAACAGAGCUCUAAUUUAAUCAAAGUGGUACCUAAUGGACAUUGUUUACAAACUGCAUUUUUCAACAGUUGUGAAGUUCAUGGAAUAAAUAAUGCAGUUUAAGGUAUUUGAUGAGGUAGAAAAUUUUUACAUUACUUGUUAUCCCCUCUGCCCUUCACUCUUACUGCAUAAUGAUAAAAGCAACUCUCCCCCAACCAGUUUUGUUAUCUGUAGGCACUGAAUCAGUGUUUUGACUGUCUUCUUCAUAAAUUUACCUUUUCUCUUUAGCACCAUUCAUAGCUUUUUCCUAUUGGCAAUGUUCUGUUUCCCACCUGCUUUGUCAACGUCUUUCGCAUAUGUGUCAUAAUUCUGCAUCUGCUUGUAGGGUGCCCUCGAUUAAUCUUUGAAGAGGUAUACACUUGUUUAGGGGUAAGGGAUAUAGGCCUAGUACUUCGUUGGCAGAUGCAGUGAGUUGUUGAAAAGGAUAACUAAUCUUAUGAUUAAUUGGAAGCAGCAAUAGGACAGUUUUCAUUGAAGAAAGAACAUUCUUUUAAACUGCUGGCUUCUCAUUUUUAUAAACACACAAUAUUUAUACCCCGGGCACAUUGUUGACAAGUGGCUCUAGAUGCUAAUGUUUACAGUAAUUUAUAAAAGCUGAACAUCUUUCAGCAGCAGCACUUUUUUUUAAAAAAAUAAUACCUCUUUAUUAGCUGCUAGAAUCGUUCCAUGUUUGCUCAGUUUGUUGCAGUGUCGCCAACUGAGUUCCAUAAAAUUAAAUGUCCCAAAGAUUUUCCCAUGUAACAUACAUAACCUUGGGUGUAUUGGACUCCCUACACUGAAUUUGUUGAGUGAUUCUCAUGUAUUGAAUUCUAGUCAAAAGGAACAUGUAAAUGUAAAACUGAGAAUCUGAGCUUUUGGUAUUUUUUUCAGUAGCAACAGAUGGCUUUGAGGUCAAGCCACAACUGAUAAUAAAGGGCCAGACAUGAGAUGAUGCAUUCUUUCCUCAUACUAUCUUUGCUCAUCAGGUUCUCUUUGAUCUCUGUAGUAUGUAAAGAAAGAACUGUUCAUUUCAAAGUCUCUAGUUUCACUGGUGUCUUUGAUAUUACUCAGGUAUGAAUUUCCUCUCAGGAUUUUACCUGUUACAGGAUUUUACAGUAGAUAUAAAUGUUUAGAUGGUGAUGCCUUUUUAACAUUUUGUACAGCAUAGUAAUAAGAGAAAUUAAUUAUGUAUUAUACAGUGGUACUGUUUUUGUGACACAUCUUUUCAAUAUAAGGAAAAUUAUAUUUCUAUUGGAUUUCUGGACUGCAAUUUUUACAGUGUUAAGGCAACAGUACUGCAUUUUUUGAGGCCUUAAAUGGUGUGAAAACCAAAUGUGUAGCCUAUGUCAUGUACACUUAAGAACAAGUAUAUCCUGUGACUUUGUUUCAGUAAAUAAUUUUUUUUAAAUAACCAACAUUUAUAAACCUGUUUUAGAGUUCAUGGACUGACAGGGAGUACAACAUUUGUAUAUGUUGGAAGAAUGUAAGCUUAUAGCUUCUAAUGAGCUUAGUGUGUGCCUUACAAUGAGUACGCCUAAAGUAUGUUGUGACUAGCAAGUGUUAGCGCAUCUCAGUCAUUAAAUUUUCUGGCACAUUGUUGAGUUUGAUCAAAAAAUUUUAUUUCGUGGGCACUUUGAUGCCAGACCGAAAUACAAGACAUUACUUAAAUUAACUACUUGACAAGCAGCCAAUUAAUGAAGAUGAAAGUUUAAUGAGCCAACAAACCAAUAUUGCUUGUUACACCUAUAAACCAAUAUAUUACUGGUGAACAAAUUCUGUCUUUUUAACAUUAUAUAGGCCAUAGUUGUAUCCUGUAUUUAUAUUUCAGAAAAUUAAGAAACUAGCAAAUUUCUACACAGGAGUGUCUUUAAAGGUGAAACAAGUGUCAUUAACAUUUAUACUUUUAUUGAGAAUUGAGUAUGAUGGGACAGAGGUGGUUCCAUGGUAGAUGCUUCAUGAUUUGUAGCAUCUGAAUCGACAACAAGCUAAUUUUUGUGUGUAACGAUUUGUUGAUCAAACAUGAGUAUGAUAUACCAAAAAGUUAAAUGAAAUGUUUACGAUUUUCCAUUUCAUUGAAGAUAAUCAUUUAUAUCAAUGUAUGCUGGGGAUCAAUAGCAAGGUGCUACAAUAACUGCCAGUAUUGUGUCUUUGGAAAAGUAGCACAUAAAUGACAUUGAUGUUUUACUUUAGUCUUUUUCCAGUAAAGAAAUAAUUGUGAAUUUUACUUGAUUUUGCAGAAAACACUGUAUAAUUGAGAAAACAUAUUGUGCUGCUUGCUUCACGGACAGUAUAAUGCAAGAACAAGAAAUAGCAAUUUAUAAAUACUAGAGCAUUAAAUUUUAACCAGAGAAUGGAAAACAGACCAGUAAAACAAUGGUGCAAUCUCUACUCUGGCAUUUCUAUGAUGCCAAACAUUUACAACCACAAAGUCAUUGUCACUAUUACUAUGUGGAAGGUCAUUCUUACAAUUAGGAUCAUUUCCAGUGGAGUCCGAGUAAUUUUAGGCUACUUUUUUAAAGUCAGUGUCUUGGUUUUUCAAAAAAUUUUACAUUGCAAAAUUUGAUGAAUUGUUGUACUUUAGAGUCUGAUGUGUGUCACAUCCUGAGCUGUAAGAAUAACUUUAUUCCAUGCACUCUAUUGACUAAGGCUGAUGGGUGCAAUGAUAGGUCUAAAAGCCGGUGGAACACUGAACUUUGUAAUUGUUCAUGUCAGUUCUAAAUGAUAUCUACAUUAACAGGUUAAUUAUUGUAAUUGCUCAGGUUUUAUAUUCAGAUGUGUAAUUGACUAGUAGAAACAUAUUUUCAUGAAAAUGUUUCACAAAGGACCUGUAGAAAAUUGUUAUACUCACUAUACUUACACGUCUUUCUUUUUCAUAAAUGUGAAGAGUAUGUAAAUAUAUGUAAAAUGAAAUGAAAUUUAUGAUAAUUCUCAGUUAAACUUCAUCUUUGAAACAUUGUGCAGUGUUUUUGUGAACGAUGGUGUCACUGAGACAUCUGUAUAAAACUGCUGUGACAGUAUUGUAUUCUUUAUGAUGUUACUACACAUAAAAAUCCGUCCAAUUUGUUAGAACAUAAAGAUUUUUUGGUUGUGAAUAAAACAACUUAUUGUUGUCAAAACUUUGAACUUGAUUUUGUUAUAAAACAUGCAGUACUCAAUAGCCUUUUAUGUAAGGAGAAAUUGUGGACGUGGGAAAAGUCAGGUGUAGGAUAGGUCUAGACAUAAAGAUAUAUACCUGUCAUUAUAUCCUUAAUUAUUCUUUUGAUAAUUUUAAGAUGGUUGUUCUCUCAAAGUGAAACUUAAUGAAAGAUCUCAAUAAAGCCAUUAUUAAGAACUGCACAUUUACGUGCCAUCAUUUCACAGAGGACCAGAGAUAGGUAUGGUAAAAUAAGCACUUGACUUACAUUUGUAUGAGUAAAUAAUUUGAGAACUGGAGAGAAACACUAAGAGUCAAAUGACACACACACACACACACACACACACACACACACACUGUGAAGCAAGGAGUUUUUGAAAAACUUUUCUUCCAUAAGACUAAUGAUUUCAAAACUUAAUUUGCAUAAGGUCAUAAAUUAGGAAAUUUAAGUAUGGAUUGAAUUGGACAGCCAAGCUCUUAAUAAAUUCUAUCUCUGAAUGGAAAAAAAGAGGGGCAUUCACUACAUAGUACGUAGCAACUGCAAAAUUCUUGCCCGGAACUUUGGUAACAAAUUAAAGCAGAGAGAACAAUGGUUCUACAUAAGUACAGUCCUGAUUUACUAGCAAGUAGGAGAAAUAUUUUAACACACAAAUGGUUGCAUCUAUAGUUAGUCGUGUCACAGAUAUUUAGCUUCUUAUAUACGUCAUUUAUUACUAGGGUGCUGUGAAACUUGUAGAGCAUGUAAAAAAUGUUAAAACACUUAAUUUUGCAAAUAAAUGUAACAAAAA
This is a messenger RNA of Schistocerca piceifrons (Central American locust), 5119 nucleotides long. RefSeq names its product rab-like protein 2A. The transcript is spliced from 5 exons. Bases 23 to 622 code for a protein of 199 amino acids. The record is from RefSeq and is a predicted model, not a curated record. Lineage: Eukaryota; Metazoa; Arthropoda; Insecta; Orthoptera; Acrididae. Gene Ontology annotation, cellular component: endosome; Golgi apparatus. Gene Ontology annotation, molecular function: GTPase activity; GTP binding.